CGGGGGCUCCUUCCCUCCUUUUAUCCCUCCCUUGCUCCCUCCCUCCCCUCCUGUGGGGCCAUAUUCUGCUCGGGGAGCUGCUCCCCUCAGCGAGGAGACCCUCGCCCACCGUGCCCGUGGUUCCAUCCCUCCCUUGGGGUUGAGGGGGUGCAGAUGUGCUUCUCCUAAGACCAGCCGAGCGACAACAGAAACAAAAUGACGACUGUGAGGUACGAACAAGGGUCGGAGCUCAAAGAAGCCUCAAGCUCUCCAACAGCAGAGGAGCCCACAAUAAAGAUAGAUGAUGGUCGUGACGAGGAUAAUGAACAGGACAGCUGUUCCAAUACUAUUAGGAGAAAAAUUUCCCCAUUUGUGAUGUCGUUUGGAUUCAGGGUAUUUGGAGUUGUGCUUAUCAUUGUGGACAUUGUUGUUGUGAUUAUGGAUCUGGCUAUCUCUGAGAAGAAAAGGGGCAUUAGAGAGAUUCUCGAAGGCAUUUCCCUGGCUAUAGCACUCUUUUUCCUCGUCGAUGUUCUCAUGAGGGUGUUUGUUGAAGGCUUCAGGAACUAUUUCCGGUCCAAACUGAAUGUUUUGGAUGCAUUCAUAGUAGUGGGCACUCUGUUAAUUAACCUGACCUACUCCUUCUCAGACCUCGCUGCGACGGAUCAGAUGCCAAGAAUGGUCGCACUCUUUCGAGUUCUGAGAAUUGUCAUCUUAAUUAGAAUAUUUCGCCUGGCCUCCCAAAAGAAACAGCUUGAAGUGGUGACCAGGAGAAUGGUCUCUGAAAACAAAAGGCGUUAUAUGAAAGAUGGCUUUGAUCUGGAUCUCACUUACAUUACUGAUCGUGUUAUUGCAAUGUCAUUUCCAUCUUCUGGGAAGCAGUCUUUCUACAGGAACCCUAUAAAGGAGGUUGCAAGAUUUCUGGACACCAAGCAUGCAGACCAUUAUAAAGUCUACAAUCUCUGCAGUGAAAAAGGCUAUGACCCCAAGUACUUCCACUACAGGGUGGAAAGGAUUUUCAUCGAUGACCACAAUGUCCCAACAAUACGGGACAUGCUGAAGUUCACUGCCAGUGUCCGUGAAUGGAUGAGUCAAGAUGAAAAGAACAUCAUAGCAAUUCACUGUAAAGGAGGCAAGGGUAGAACUGGAACAAUGGUCUGUACUUGGCUAAUAGACAGUGACCAGUUUGAGAGUGCAAAGGAAAGUUUGGACUACUUUGGGGAGAGGAGAACUGACAGAAGCACAAGUACCAAAUUUCAAGGAGUUGAAACUCCAUCCCAGAGUAGGUAUGUUGGGUAUUAUGAGAUCCUGAAAAACAAGUAUAACUUCAAACUCCCACCAGAGAGACAACUCAAAAUAAAAAACCUCAAAAUCUACUCUAUACAUGGAGUUGGGAAAGGCAACGGAACUGACUUGAAGGUGCAGGUAAUAAUGAGAAAGCAAGUUGUAUUAGAAUGUGUCUGUGCAACACAAGGAAACUGCAAGCUCUUCUUUGACGCUGACAGUGACUCUGUAGUCAUUGGCUUGGAAGACAGCCCUGUGAUAAGCGGGGAUGUGAAAGUCAGAUUCGAAUCCCAUUCUGAUCUUCCAAAAGGCUAUGACAACUGCCCGUUCUUCUUCUGGUUCAACACUUCCUUUAUUGAAAAUAACAGGCUCUACCUCCCCAGGAAUGAGCUGGAUAAUCCUCACAAGUCUAAAACGUGGAAAGUUUACAGCGAGAAGUUUGCUGUAGAGGUGAACUUCACCGAACCAUAAGGCUGAAAGAAGGAAAACACUUCAACUCGCCUCUCUUCCUGAAGACUGUUCUGCUGCUUCGGUAUAGCGAAGUGGUCUGCCUGUGCUGUACUUAACGUAUUUCUAUGUAGAUACAACUUUCUCAAAUAAACUGACCUGAGGUUCUGUUGUGCAGAGCAAUAA
Anas platyrhynchos (mallard) is the source of this 1893-nucleotide messenger RNA. RefSeq names its product phosphatidylinositol 3,4,5-trisphosphate 3-phosphatase TPTE2. Gene Ontology annotation, cellular component: membrane; cytosol. Gene Ontology annotation, molecular function: phosphatidylinositol-3,4,5-trisphosphate 3-phosphatase activity; monoatomic ion channel activity. The record is from RefSeq and is a predicted model, not a curated record. Gene Ontology annotation, biological process: monoatomic ion transport; dephosphorylation; transmembrane transport. NCBI's taxonomy places the organism in Eukaryota, Metazoa, Chordata, Aves, Anseriformes, Anatidae.